Jatropha curcas is the source of this 1839-nucleotide messenger RNA. RefSeq lists its product as uncharacterized. NCBI's taxonomy places the organism in Eukaryota, Viridiplantae, Streptophyta, Magnoliopsida, Malpighiales, Euphorbiaceae. Gene Ontology annotation, cellular component: endoplasmic reticulum; COPII-coated ER to Golgi transport vesicle. The record is from RefSeq and is a predicted model, not a curated record.
CGACAGAACGGAAGGAACAGGAAACGAAAAGAAAAGAAAAGAAAAGAAAAAUAAAACAAAACAUAUAAACAAACCACAAAAAUACAAAAAGAAAAGACCCAUUGUUCACAGGUCAGCUGCCGCCCUAAAAAAAUUGUUGAAACCCUCGUUUUAGCAAAAACCAGAUCGAUUUUCCCCCGAUUUCAACGGGGCGUCUAAGUUUAAUCAACGACGUCACAAAUCAAAUAUCCAUAAUUAGAAUUUUUUUCCUCUUAUAUAUCCUUAUACUAAUUAUAAUUUUUAGUUUUUAUAACAAUAAUUUCGAUCGAUUAGUCGAUCGAUCGAUCGAUCGGUUGCUUGGAAAAUGGAGGGAAUGAUGAGCAAGCUUAGGAGUUUGGACGCCUAUCCGAAAAUCAACGAGGACUUCUACAGCCGUACAUUCUCCGGCGGUGUUAUCACUAUCGCCUCUUCUAUUGUCAUGCUUCUCCUCUUCAUCUCUGAGCUCCGAUUGUAUCUCCAUGCUGUAACUGAAACAAAGCUUGUAGUUGAUACUUCAAGAGGAGAAACUUUGCGCAUCAAUUUUGAUGUAACUUUUCCAGCCCUACCAUGUUCUAUUCUCAGCCUUGAUGCCAUGGACAUCAGUGGAGAGCAGCAUCUUGAUGUCAAACACGAUAUAAUCAAGAAAAGACUGGAUUCUCAUGGAAAUGUAAUAGAAGCACGGCAAGAUGGUAUAGGUGCUCCUAAGAUUGACAAGCCUUUGCAGAGACAUGGUGGCAGGCUUGAGCAUAAUGAGACAUAUUGUGGUUCCUGUUAUGGUGCUGAAGCGUCAGAUGAAGAUUGUUGUAAUAAUUGUGAGGAAGUUCGUGAAGCAUAUCGAAAGAAAGGUUGGGCGCUGUCAAAUCCAGACCUGAUUGACCAGUGCAAAAGGGAAGGUUUUUUACAGAGGAUUAAAGAUGAAGAAGGUGAAGGGUGCAACAUCUAUGGAUUCUUGGAAGUUAAUAAGGUGGCCGGUAAUUUUCACUUUGCACCUGGCAAAAGUUUUCAACAAUCAAAUGUUCAUGUGCAUGAUCUGCUGGCGUUUCAAAAGGACAGUUUUAAUAUAAGUCACAAAAUUAAUAGGCUCACUUUCGGAGAAUAUUUUCCUGGUGUUGUAAAUCCUCUUGAUGGCGUGCAUUGGACACAAGAAACUCCAAGUGGGAUGUACCAGUAUUUUCUCAAGGUUGUACCUACUGUAUACACAGAUGUCAGUGGGCACACUAUCCAGUCAAAUCAGUUUUCCGUGACCGAACAUUUCAGGAGUGCAGAGGCAGGCCGUCUGCAAGCCCUUCCUGGAGUUUUCUUCUUUUAUGACCUUUCUCCAAUUAAGGUGACUUUCACAGAGCAGCAUGUAUCAUUCUUGCACUUCCUAACAAAUGUGUGCGCUAUUGUUGGAGGUGUUUUCACUGUUUCGGGAAUACUGGAUUCAUUUAUAUAUCACGGUCAAAAGGCAAUCAAGAAGAAGAUGGAAAUUGGUAAAUUUAGUUGAUAAAAUAUCUGGUUGGCCUGGUUGUUGCCGCAUCUUGUUGGCUUAGUAAAUGGAAUCUCAAAUGGAACUUGGUUGGAUGACUGCAUUUUGAAUUAGCCAGCUUCUUUGGAUCACAGCUAACGUUUGUCAUGAUUCAUGAUGUAUGUUAAAUGAAUUAGAUUUAUUUUAUAGUUCAUUUUAUAUGUGCGGUGAAAUGCCUGUUAGCCGUCACUGUCUCUUUCUGGUCAAAUGUAAUAUGGAUAUAUCCGUGAGGGGCGGCUUUUCAUUGUGGUUUUAGCUGAGAACUCGAAGAAUUCUUGGUGAGAAUGGAGAAACAAUCAAUGAGUUUUGUCUAA